Cololabis saira (Pacific saury) is the source of this 1550-nucleotide messenger RNA. Its product is annotated as macrophage mannose receptor 1-like. Bases 87 to 1073 code for a protein of 328 amino acids. The record is from RefSeq and is a predicted model, not a curated record. The transcript has 6 exons. NCBI's taxonomy places the organism in Eukaryota, Metazoa, Chordata, Actinopteri, Beloniformes, Belonidae.
GGGAUAGACGGGGAAGUAACAGGUGCAACCGCAGCUUUGAUUUAGGUCUUUUAUUCAGUUUUAGAUAAGGGACAAAAAUUGAGGAGAUGUCAUCAACCUCCAGACAAGUUCGUCCAGGCAUACUGUGUAUUGUCCUCCUAUCAGGGCUCUGUUCCUGUCUCCGUCAGUACAUUUUCAUUAAUGAGCCGAAGCCCUGGAAUGCGGCCCAAAGCUACUGUAGGGACGAGUACACGGACCUGGCCACCGUAGACACCAUGAACGACCUGGAGCAGCUGAUUGCAGCUGUCGACAGCAGCUUCAGCGGAAAGGUGUGGAUAGGCCUGUACGACAUAUGGUGGAGCUGGAGGUAUCUGCCAGACGACAAGAAGUUUCGACCGGAAGACUACAGAAACUGGGCCCGUAUUCCAAAUAAUUAUAGGCGUGCGUGGGAGUUAUGUGGUGCCCUACGGAACGGCAAGUGGGAGGAUAAUUACUGCACUGCAAAUAACCCUUUCGUCUGUUACAACAAUACAAAUACUGACUUGCCCAACGAUUCUACUGAGAGAUAUAUCUUCAUAAAUGAGGAAAAGACGUGGCACAGAGCGCGUGAUUACUGCGCGCAGCACCACACACACCUGGCCACCGUGAGAUCAGAAACAGAGAGCAACGUGAUCCGUCAGGUGGUACCACAAGAUACCAUGACCUUCAUUGGCAUGUACAGAUUCACCUGGAAGUGGUGGUCGGAUGGCACCGAGCACAUCUUUAACCACUGGAAGCCGAACCAUCCAUUAGCCGCCACGGGGGACUGUGGCGUCACCAUGAUCGAUGCUAGUAGAUCUGGACAGCUGGUGGAAGACCACUGUGUAGCCACAAAUCCUUUCAUGUGCUACUUAAACAUCACGAAAGUGUAUCGCGUCAAGCUGACAGUACGGCAAUCCACGAUUGACCUGAAUGACCCCGCGGUGACGGAGGCCAUCCAGUCUCUGUUGACGCAGAAACUGAACGAGAAUGGAGUCGCGACGGGUCUCCGCUUCACAUGGAUGCAGCAGCCCGACCACAACAUUUUCUACAACGACGCUAAUAAACAUGUUUAACAUUCACUGCUAUGGAUCUGUUUAGUCCUUGCAAGGCUUUAGGGGAUAGGCCAGUCCUCUGAGGACCUGAGGGCCUGAGAUCUGGCUGGGGUUACUUUGACCCGGCCUUAGGGCCUCCAAGGAUUAAGUUUAGUGGAAGACUUGACUUACAAAGUUUAGCGGCAUAUUAACAGCAGAUAGGCGCAUAUACAUGUUUGUAUUUAAUCUUGUUUUCUUACACAUUUAUCCAAAGCUGACACAGGUAUAAUAUAUUUGGGUUUUUUUCCUGGGGAUUUUAAACCAAUAUAUUUAUGAAGGAUGUUUAAAUCAUAGUGUAGUAUAGUGUUGUAUGGAUUUGUUUAACCGUCCCAAGGCUCUGGUCCAAGAGAGGAAACUCCCUGCUCAUCAGCAAAGUUGGACUUUUCAGUGACGCUCCUGUCGUUUCUCGUACAUCUGCACUUGUGUGUGCGACAAACUGUCGCUUUUGUACAACUGUAU